UAAAUAAUAUCCGGUCGGAGUGCCGUAUUUAAAUUUUCUGGUUCCCACCUCCUUCAUUUCGAUAUAACGUAGUGAUAAAGGGGGAUUGGCGGGGCGGGAACCAGACUACUAUUGAAAUUGAAAGUACACACGCACAGGUUUGAUGGAUGUCACUACAGUGAAGCAUCUUCACAUCGUGACUCCCACCAUUCACAGCACACCACUGUCAAAACUCGCUGGGUUCCAGGUUUUUCUAAAACUAGAAAACCUUCAGGUGCCAGGCAGCUUCAAGAUCCGGGGAAUCGGUAACCUCUGUCAAAAGGCUGCAGAGAAGGGUUGUAAGAAAAUUGUAUGUGCUUCAGGGGGAAAUGGGGGCCUAGCAGCAGCAUAUGCUGCCAGGUGUCUACACAUUCCAUCUACCAUUGUUCUGCCUACAACCACACCAGAAUUUGUGGCUGAAAAACUCAGGGAUCAGGAGGCUACAGUUGUGGUACACGGCAGUGUUUGGGAUGAGGCAAACCAGCAUGCUCUGAAACUUACUAACGACCCGGAUUGUGUGUAUGUUCAUCCAUUCGAUCAUCCAGAUGUCUGGGAAGGACACGAGACGAUGAUUGUGGAGGCCCAAGAGCAGCUGCCUUCCCCCCCAGAUGUGGUUGUGGCCUCAGUCGGAGGGGGAGGACUACUGUGUGGAGUUAUACAGGGCAUGCAGAAAGUGGGAUGGGGUCAUAUUCCAGUCGUUGCCAUGGAAACUGUAGGGGCAGACUGCCUCAAUGUGUCAUUGAGAGAGGACAAAAUUACCACUAUACCAGCCAUUACAAGUAUAGCCAAAUGUCUGGGUGCCCUCACGCCAUGCACACAGGUGUUCAGUUUGUGCAAGAAGUAUAAAGUAAUAUCUCAGCUGUGUACGGAUAAACAAGCUGUGGAGGCUUGUCUGAAGUAUGCCGAUGAUCACCGACAGUUGGUGGAACCUGCAUGUGGAGCCAGCUUAGCGGCUGUAUAUAGCGGUAUACUAAAUGACCUACAAACUCAGGGAAAAUUGGGUCAAGUUAGAUCCGCCCUCAUUGUUGUAUGUGGUGGUAGUGGAGUGACACUAGAUGCUCUCUAUAAAUGGAAAAAUGAAUAUGAACUUUGAUACAAAUACAUGUAUAUUGAAAUAUGGGACACAUUGAUAUUGGUGAUAUUGAAGCUUUGUAUUUCAUUUUGUGAAAUCAGCUGUAUGUGGUGGUUGAUUAUUACUACUGUUAGUGAGGGGAAAAUAAAGAUCUACAAGAGUGGAUGGCUAUCAAUA
This is a messenger RNA of Ostrea edulis (European flat oyster), 1267 nucleotides long. RefSeq names its product L-serine dehydratase/L-threonine deaminase-like. Gene Ontology annotation, biological process: L-threonine catabolic process; L-serine catabolic process. The record is from RefSeq and is a predicted model, not a curated record. The transcript is spliced from 8 exons. Gene Ontology annotation, molecular function: L-serine ammonia-lyase activity; threonine deaminase activity. Lineage: Eukaryota; Metazoa; Mollusca; Bivalvia; Ostreida; Ostreidae. Bases 143 to 1111 code for a protein of 322 amino acids.